AUGGACGAUCUUGGCUCAACACAACAUCUGGAAAAGCAGCUGGAUACCAUUCAUGCUGUCCAGGAUGAGAUCGACGCUGGUGAUGUGAUCAUUUUUGUUGUCGACAUGUUUGUACACCGCAUUCAGGGCAUCAAGGAGAAACUCCACUGCUUUGAGGACUUCGUCCGAGCGCAGAUGGAAGAGCCACGCGCUCGCGACAGCCGUAGCGAGAGCGUCCGGGGGUCGAGGUGUUUGUCCACGGAGGACCUGGGCAACAAAGCUCGGGAGAGAUCUGGCACCGUGGACGACAUGAAGCAGCUGCAAGAGCCGGUGGCGCUGACCGAACAUCGGGAAAAGAAAUGGGAAAGCACAGCUGGCUGGUAUUGGCCCCUGGGCACAGUGAGCUCCUUGACCCAGACGUCCAACUUCCUGGGCCCCGGGAAGGAACUGCGCCUGCACAACCGCUGGAUGCAGCUGUCCAUGCAGGCCGAAGCUUUGUUGGCGCUGUCGGAGUACAAGCGCACAACGCAGUCCUCCUUUGCCAACAAAUAUGCUCCGCACAAUACUUCGGGACUCUCAGAGGCCUUGGAUCAUUCUGGACCGGGGGUCUUCCACCCUUUGGGGAAGGUUCGAGUGGUAUGGGACCUUUGUGGUCUGGCCUUGUUGUUGGCAGAUGCCAUCUUGCUGCCAUUGUCGCUGGCCUGGGAUUGGCAUCAAGGUACCGAUGAACCCGGCAGCCUCUUUCUGCUGGUGGUGUUUCUACUUAGCCUCCUCUUUUGGAGCGUAGACAUUUGCAUGAAUCUGAACACAGCUUUCUACCAGAGGGGUUUCCUGGUCUUUAGCCGCUGGGAAAUUCUGAAGCAUUACCUUCAGACUUGGUUCAUCAUCGAUGUGGCAGUGGUCACCUUGGACUAUGUGACCUUAGGCAACUACAUUGCCGACGCCGAGCGGAGCAGUUUGGGCCAACUGAUGCGCUCCAUGCGCGUGGUCCGCGCCUUUCGCUUGGUCAGGCUCUUGAAGAUGGCCCGCUUCGAUGAUUUGAUGCAGGAGAUUGCAGCAUCAACUGGCAGACAGUGGAUCAUGUUGGUUGUUGCCAUCAUCAACUCUGCGGUGGCUAUCCUCCUGGUGGCCCACGUGAUGACUUGCUUCUGGUACUUCGUGGGGCGCCAGGUGGAGAAUGAGGGCAGACAAAGCUGGCUCUCGUUGGAGGGGGCCAAUGACAAGGACCCCUUCACACAGUACUUGCACGCCUUUCGAUAUAUUAUGGAUGCCCCGUCACCACCGGUGAUUACGGCAGAUAGUGUCGUAGAGCGUUUCUUCGACAUUUUGCUGAGCAUCUUCUGCUUGGUGGUCAUUGGUAGUGCCAUCUCGAAAAUCUCGGGCACCAUGGUGGAGCUCCGAAGCAUGAACGAAGCCAAGAGCAAGCAGCGCUAUGAGAUCCGGCAGUACCUGCACAGCCAAGAUGCCUCCUUUGAGCUGGUCAGCAGGGUCAUGAAGUUUGUGGAAUACAAGCUGGAAAAGAUGAUGCCCACCACCUUUGAUUCCAGUUUGAUCUCCCAUACUUUGCAAACCGAGCUCUCCGUGAAUCAGAGAUCUCGAUUUAUCGAGACGGUGCCCAUCUUCGCUCUAACGCAGACGCUAUAUCCAGAGGUCUUUUCAAGCGUCUGUGUGGUGCUCAAGAAAGUGGUUUGUGAAAAUCAAGAGGAGGUAUUUGUUGCUGGAGCCUUGUCGACGUGCAUGUACAUCACUGUGACGGGGGAGUACAGCCACGUGCAAGGCUAUGACCUAACUAUGGAUCCCAAAAUCCUCACAGGUGUGAACAGAUUGGAAGAGCUGGCGUUGUACGUGGACGCACUGGCCCACCAUUCUUCUCUGUUUGCGACCACUUUUGCCGAAAUGUUCACGUUAGAUGGUGACAACUUGGUGACAUGCCUGCAGAACUCCCCCAGCUGUGCUGCCAUGUUCUUCGAGUACGCGAAAGAAUUCACCGCAGCAGUGAAAAAGGCUGGCGGUAACGCAGAUUUCGAAGAGCAAGCGAUGCUGGCUGAACGAUGUUGCAAGAAAACCCAGAUCUAUCAGGAUCUCUAUCCUGACCAGGAGACGCGUUUGGACAACAUCGACCUGUCCAAUUUGCCCGUGGAGAAGCCCUUCACCUCGGAAGCCACGGGUGCCUUGGGCUCCAACAGUCUAUCCUUCUUUGGCGACCACGACUUCUUUGGUGACGCGUCCAAUUCCAUGGGUGAAGUGGCUCAGGAGAAACCAUUGAAAGGCUUGGAAAUGGAGCAGAGUGGAAACCUGCAGUGGAUGAUUGAGGAAGGCUGGAAGAGGGACCUACAGGUGAACACCCUUCCGGCACAGCUCCAGGAGUGCUUGCCUGAGUUGCAUCCGAAUGAUGGCCCGCACGCCAUCUUCGAGCAGCCCUUGGAGAGAGAUCGGGCCGAGUCCUCGUGCAUAUGUACUUUGGCUUUGAUUCACGACCGCUAUGAUAUCUUCACGAUGCCUCAGCCACCCUCUGCCAAGCUGUUGGAGAAGCAGUGGCAGAUCCUACAGACCAUCAUCAGAUGGGUUGAGCCAACUUACGAGAAGAUCCAUGCAGUCCUGGUGUUGCUGGCCAUCCGUUCCCUUGGAAAGUCCAAGGCCGUGGCGAAUCAGUGUCCACAAAACGAGCGGAGUCCAGAGAAUGUGGUCCUGCAUUUGAUCGAGGAGUACCAGAAUGUGGUACCUUCCGUCCAAGGUUUGAAUGCUGCAGGCAUCAAGUAUGCCAAAGGUGCAUUACACCUGCAUUCCAUGUUCAAUUUGGCGCAGAUGUUGCAGGGAGAGAACGUACCUGCCAACGUGAGCCAAUUGCAGGAGAGCAUCAAGCGGGAUGGGGUGGAAGCGCUGAGGUUUUAUAUCCUCUUUCUGCUGGGCUUCAUGAGCGGUUUGAAUGCUGGCCGUGGCUCAAAGUUCCUGACAGCCAAGCGAGCCGAGAGCUUUAUCGAAGGAGUGCGGAUUUUGAAGUACCUCUUAGAGGCAUCGCCCUGCGGCAUCUACUGGGGCUAUCUAUCCUCUAGAGCGCACCGCCUGGGAGUGCCAUGUCAAACGGCUGAGGAACUGGUGCUGAUUCGACUGGCCUGUUUGGCGCGAGUGGAGGAUCGCAGUGCCUACCGCCAGCUGGAGGAGUGUUGGGCAGCCCUGGGCAGUGUCGAGCGCUCCACGUUGCUCCAUCACUUCUUGGCUGAUGGCAUUGAAGAGACGGCCUUUGUCUUCGAGUUUCUGCCAGAUUGCGUGGCAAAUGCUGUGCGCAAUCCCAACAUUGGCUUGACAUGUCUUCUUGAGAUCUUAGUUUGUCUCCUCAACAUGCUGCAACCUGCAGCGCCUGGCCUUCUGGCCAACAUGAGUCAGUGCAAACUGAUCCUGGUGAACCUGUCGGACAUGAGCGAAUUCAUCACAUGUGUGAGGAACCGUUUUGUGUUUGAAACGUGUGUCUCAAGAUGCAAAGUUCGCUUCACAGGAGGCAGAGUUCAACUUGAGAUGACAGGGAGCAACUGGGCCCGGGUCAAUGAGCCCAAUUCGGACAUUACCAGCCUUGCCUACAGCGUCAAGGAUGUCUUGCAAAAGCAACGCACCUUGGAAACGCAGAUCCUACAGCAAGGCUCCCAAGGCUUUCGGUCCAUUGCAAUGAGCAAGCUGCUGAAAGAAAAAUCCAAGACCUUCAACAAACUUUGCCAAGAAGGCACGUCCGACAUUGGGAUAUUCUAUGUUGCGACCCUAGAUCAUGAUCUCCAUGACGGCUACGGAAAUUCCGUCAGUGGCCAGGACAACAUGUGGUCAGAAAGUCUUUUUCAGCUUUGUGGAUCACAAACUCGUCUGUCAUUUGAGAUUCUCGUCUUAACCGCCUGCACGCCAUUCGGUGACGGCGAUGUUUUGUCGAUGUGGGUUGGCCUUGCAGAUGGAGAAGGACCCAAUUCCAAGGACAACUGCUGUGUGUUUCAGACCUGGGAGCUGAAGGCAGUGGUUGAGACAGUGAAUGACGAGCAGCUCGCUGAGGAUGCCUCUGCGGCGGGGGAGUUGAAACUCUUGCUGAGUCGGCAGUGGAGACCCACUGGGCAGAGCGCCUUAGACGAAUUUGUCGAUUGGAUCGAAUCUGCCAUCGAUUCCAUCGAUGCUGAGGUUCGCCGGCAAGUGGAGUUUCGCUGCCGGUCAUCUUUGCUCCACCGAAGAGAUCAACGCCGUGGUUCAGCGCUGGCCUCGGGGAAGAUCGGAGAGAAGAACUUCACAAUUCAGGAUCGGGCGGGCAUAGAUGGGACACUGCAUCGAAUCUCUGCAGUGCGCAACGCGACUGGAGAUGUUGCCUUCAGCUUAGGUGAGAUCGCGGGCUGUGGAGACGAGCCACACAAAUCCGCGGGCAGAUCUUUGAAAGACAUGGUGCCUAUUCUCGAAAAACGCGAAGCAGAAGCGAGGCGUGAUGACUGGCUGGAAGCCAGAUUGAGGUACCAGUCUGCGACCUUUGGCACGGCACCUCAAGAGACCAAGUCUGGUACGUACAUCUACUCUGGAAGCCCUAGUGGAUUCCAUGAGUGGGAGUUCAGGACCCGAAUACGUGUGGAGUUCCUCAAGCAGAAGAUCAAGAAGAAGGCUUUGGAACACAAGUCCAAGUCUACGUCAACUUCACCUGAACGAGGACGUGCUGAAAGGAGCCCCGUCGCUGGACGAGGAGGAGACGAUGACGCCCAGGCGACUGAUGUGCCUGGAGCACGAAGACACAGCGGAAGUCCCGAAGAUGGACAAGCUGGACAUGAUGGGCAGGAAGGGCAGCCCAAAGGGUCGCAAAAGCCUUGGUAUGGAAACAACAAUAAACAACAUGAAACAACCGCUCAGCCCAUUGGUCAGAAGCCAAUGGGGAGACCUGGCAUGAGCCAUCAUGAGCCAGAGGAGUAUCACGGGGGAUAUGAGUACGAAGAACACUAUGAUGAACAUGGGUGCAUGGCCCACCCUGAUGAAUCAGAACAGCCCACUGAGUGGGACUAUGUUGAAGAUGAGGACGCUGCAGUUGCUUUGGUCGCCAUGGCUGAGUGUGACCAUGAUGAAACUCCAGCUGAUGGGUUUGAUGACCUUCCAGAAGCUGCCCAACAGCUUUAUGUAGGUUACGUGGCCGCUGGCCACAAGGGGAAGACCAAGGGUUUCAAAGGCAAGGACAAGGGCAAAGGCAAGGGUAAGCACGUUUUCCGAACACAGCUCAGUGUACAGGAUCGUGUCAAGCGUUUGGCAGAGCUGAAGGCUCGUUCCAAAUGUCUCCGAUGCGGAAGCACCGGUCACUGGGCAGGUGACCCUGUUUGUAAGUUCCCCAGCAAGGGGAAGAACAAGCCUGGUGUAGGGUAUCUUGCAAUCAGCGAUGAGGAGUCAUCUGCAGGUGAGUAUGGUGUUUUGCAUGUGCGCUCACGUCAGGAGAAAGAACAUGCUGCAUUCAUAACUUACAGGACCCCAGUUUCCAGACCACCUUCAGCAGGUGGAUCAGUAGGUGGAUCAGCCGACUCAGGUGAUUUUAGCAUGGUUAGUGUUAGUGACAAACGCAAGGACAGAGCACGUCGAAUCCGUGUCCCGGCCUCCCGGGAAGUGAAAGCUUGCCUGAUGGGUCUGGGGAGCAAUGCCUACACUCAGGCUGUCCGAGAGGCAGACCCCGAGCACUGCUUCAUGGCAGUAGCACUGUCACCCAUGGAUGACCAGAUUGUUGGACCUGCUUUGCGUGUGGUUGACAUUUGGAAUGAUGAAGGUGUUUGGACAGUGUUGGAUGAAGGCGCGUCGCGAAGCCAUGACAAGAGUUGUGGAGAACAUGACGCAGGGACGUCCGAGUUGCUGAAGCCAUUGAACAUUGGGGCCCCCGGAAUGGAUGACUGGAUGCCAAAGGUAUUGGUGGUGGAUGAGAUUGGAACCCAGGGUGAGGCCUCAGCUGCUCGCACCAUUGGCGAACGAGGUGUCCAGCUGGUGGCAACUGCCCACGGGCACAAUAUCUUCGAUCUGCUGGCCAACACCGAGUUAAGGGACUUGGUGGGAGGUUUGGUCUCAUCAACUUUGGGUGAUGACAAUCCCCGAUACAAGGAGACCGGUCGUUGGGCACUGAGUAUCCGAAUCCGCACGAGCACCUGUGGUUGUUACACGGCCAACGGGAUACGCAUAAUGUUUAGUGGCUGGUUGAUUCAUUCACCUAUCGUUGGUGGUCUGGUACUUUUUAAACAUCAUUUCUGUUAG
Cladocopium goreaui is the source of this 6207-nucleotide messenger RNA. The record is from the annotation of a GenBank genome assembly. Lineage: Eukaryota; Dinophyceae; Suessiales; Symbiodiniaceae.